Molecule: messenger RNA, 604 nt
Organism: Medioppia subpectinata
Lineage: Eukaryota; Metazoa; Arthropoda; Arachnida; Sarcoptiformes; Oppiidae
Source: the annotation of a GenBank genome assembly
AAUAAUAUCUUUUAAGUGCAAACAACUGAAUGCAUAAUUAAGAGGAACAAUAAAAUCCAAAAAAAAUCUAUAAAAACUAUAUUUUUUACGUCUGAAAAAAUGCUCCAAUUCUUCAUUUAUUAAUUUUCUCCACGAAUUGCAAUGCAAACCAAAUCGUAACUCAAAAAAUUUAAAGUUUGUUUCGUUAUAUGAUUAUUAGUCUCACUCAUCGGUGGUAAUGGAGGAGAUCUAUAUAAUUAAGCUGAAAGGUCUGCCGGCGUCGAGUCAGGAGUCGUUGCGCGACAAUAAGGCCUCGUUUUACUACCGAAAAGACCUGACAGGAGAGGCGCUGUUGGGCUUCGGGUUAAUGCAUGCGUUGAUUGGCGCCACUCUUAUUGUCUUAACGGUCAUCAAUUUGUUACGCGUCGUCUUGACGUCCCCACCAUUGCUCGGAUCAGGUCUUUGGUGCGGCGCUAUCUUUGUGGUGACCGGUCUUAUGGCUGUCAUCACUGCCCACAAGAGGAAGACUGAUAUUUCAAAGUCCAAGAUUCAAGUGAAGAUAUUUUUCGUGCUAUCGAUUGUCACAUCAUUGUUGACCAUAACGUAUCUCAUUCUUAUGGCUUGU